Fibroporia radiculosa is the source of this 1341-nucleotide messenger RNA. RefSeq lists its product as uncharacterized. The record is from RefSeq and is a predicted model, not a curated record. The transcript is spliced from 2 exons. Bases 1 to 1341 code for a protein of 446 amino acids. Lineage: Eukaryota; Fungi; Basidiomycota; Agaricomycetes; Polyporales; Fibroporiaceae.
AUGAACGAUCAAGGCGAAGUGGCGGUGGUAAUCGAGUAUGACGACACCAGGGAUCCUCAUAUAACUUUGUACGCCCCAAUACCCUCGAUUCAGAAUGAACAGACUAUUCCUACUCUCUAUCUCUCUGCAUGUGAUAAUGUUUUUCCUUACUUACAGUCUCUGUACACUAAAGACGCCUCGAAUACCUCGAGCGCAUCCACCGAUGCUGCAACUUGGGCUUCGAGCUUUCUAGCAGCCGCUGAUUUCCCGAUUCCCGAGUCUCGGCCAGUAGUUCCUCAUAGUAUCUCUGUUUCCUCACAAGCACCUAGUGCAACCUCAAAAUCGUCAUUUUCUCCUUCUGUUUCGCCUUACGAUAUUUCGUCGAUUUCUUCUCCGAACCUCGUAAAUGCCCCGAUAAAAUCCCAGAACUCCUACGAUACCGUUUCGUUUGAUUUGGACUUACCAGAAUUGAUGCCCGUAGAUGACGACAGCAACAAUGAAGACAAAGAACCGAUAUACGAAUCAUUUGCAGGCACAAAGAAGAAGUAUAAACCAGUGGCCUUGAAGACUCGGCCAGUCCUCGAGGCCGUCAACAAACAGUUUCAUAUUUGUCGCGACAUCAAGGGCGAUCCCCUGGAGACUAUGCCGACACUCUCGAAGCACCCGCCACCGUUCAUGCCUACCGGCCGAUACACCGAGGAGCGGAAACAAAUGUCCGACAAAUUGCACGGCGGGGACUUUCUUCUGCUGGCCGAGCGCGAGCUCAUCCAUCACUUCAUGUCACUACACAACGACGCCUUCGCGUGGACCGAUAAUGAGAGAGGCUGUUUUAAACCAGCUUACUUCCCCCCAGUCGAGAUUCCAGUGGUUCCGCACACGCCUUGGGUCCAACAGAACAUCCCGAUUCCUCCCGGACUAUACAACGAGGUCUGCACACAGGUGAAGCGAAAGCUCGACACAGGGGAUGGUAAAGUACUUCGCAUUGUUCACAGUCUCAAACCCCUUAACGCAGUCAUAAUUCAACAUUCGGGAGUUCCUCCGACACCCGAACAUCUCACCAAACAGUUUGGCGGCCGACCCUGCGGGGGAAUGCUUGACCUGUUCGUAGGCUAUGACGAACACCUUAUAGCGGAGAAAUCGAGAGACCUCACCACGUUUCAGUUGCCAUACAGUGCGCUUUGCCUACGAAUGUUGCCAAUGGGCUGGACAAACUCAGUUCCAAUCUUCUAUAAAGACGUCACUUACAUCCUGCAGCCCGAGAUUCCCAAAAUUACGAUCCCGUACAUCGACGAUGUUCCAAUCAAAGGCCCUGAGACGGAUUACGGAGGCAAACGACUCCUCGAGAACAACGGGAUUCAUUGA